Messenger RNA from Colletotrichum scovillei, 5418 nucleotides. RefSeq lists its product as uncharacterized. The transcript has 2 exons. Lineage: Eukaryota; Fungi; Ascomycota; Sordariomycetes; Glomerellales; Glomerellaceae. Bases 1 to 5418 code for a protein of 1805 amino acids. The record is from RefSeq and is a predicted model, not a curated record.
AUGAGGCGUGCUUCGCUCCACACCUCGCUGAUAGGCCUCAUGGCCAUUCUCCCAAGGCCUGGCUCGGCAAGCGCGGAAUGUCCCACCACCGGGUCUACUACAACCGCUAUUCAGCCCAUCGAGAUCGUUCAUUGCAUCCCGCUUCAUCUCAGCACCUCUAUCAGUUCUAAUACUGUUUUUACCAUCGCUGGUACAGCCGUCACGAUCACGAAUGCUCCAACUGCUGUUGUUUCCGACUUCCUUACCACGACUACUGUAACCUACAGCUCUGCUGUAAAUACCGUUUCUCCUUACAGCGGUCCUUGUGUCACGAUUACUGCGAAUGUUCCUGCAGGAUCCCAGCCGACUACCAUCAUUAUUCCCCCGCAAAGUGGUCAAGCCACUGGCACAAAGUACAUCUGCUCUCCUCUCGAGUCCAACAAGCCCUGGCUACCAGGUUCAGACUCUCCCAAUGGGGAACGCUUCACAUCAGUCACAGCCCCCUACCCAGGUUCAACCUUGACAACCUUGACGAUACCCCCGGGCAGCGGUGAUUCUACAGGAACCAUCCUUGUCCUCAAGCCUACCCCUAAUACGGGAAAUCCUCUCUUCAAUGGUCCCUAUACAACGAUAACAGCUCCUGGCACGGUCCUCACUACCCUGGCUUUACCUCCCUCAGGAGGUGAUAGCACUGGUACUCAGAUUGUCUUCGUGCCGCCACAAACGGGAGGCCAAGUGACACAAACGUCGACUGGUACUCGACCUGGACAAACCGGGCUGAUCACUAUCCCCCCUGGUCAGCCUGGAGAUCCGACGACAAUCAUUACGAUUGUGCCUCCUGCCAGCGAUGGUGUCGUGACAUCCACCUCGACCGGUACAGCCCCAGGGCAGACUGGCUUGAUCACUCUCCCUCCUGGAAAGCCGGGUGACCCCACCACAAUCAUUACAGUCGUACCACCCCCCACAGGAGGCGUGGUGACCUCUACUUCGACUGGGACCGCACCUGGGCAGACUGGCUUGUUGACCCUCCAACCUGGCAAGCCAGGCGAUCCGACAACCGUCGUGACUAUCGUGCCUCCCUCUCCUCUCUUCAAUAGCAUUGUUACGUCGACCUCCACCGGGACUACGCCUGGACAGACUGGCUUGCUGACCCUUCAACCUGGUAAGCCAGGUGAUCCGACAACCGUUGUUACCAUCGUUCCCCCUUCUACUGGUGGCAUUGUCACAUCGACUUCCACGGGAACCACGCCUGGGCAGACUGGAUUGUUCACAAUACCGCCCGCAAAUCCUGGAGACCCUACUACAGUAGUGACUAUUGUACCACCACCUACCGGAGGUAUCAUUACCUCUACGUCUACCGGUACUCUGCCUGGUCAAACUGGUCUCCUUACUUUCCCGCCUGGACAGCCUGGAGAUCCAACCACAGUGGUCACCAUCGUACCCCCCACAGGAGGCUUGACAACUCUCACCUCGACUGGCACCCAAACUGGCGUAACAACCCUCACGCCUGGUCGCCCAGGAGACCCGACUACUGUGGUUACGUUCGUGACGCCUCCUCCCGGCAGACAAGUAAUCGUGACCUCGACCGGCACUGGUACAGGUCUCAUCACUCAGACGCCAAGCAGGCCCGAAGACCCAACGACAAUCGUUACUAUAGUUCCGAGUCCCUCUGGUAGUGUGACAACGAUAACUUCCACAGGAACAGGAACCGGGCUCUUUACUCAAACUCCUGGAAGACCCGGCGACCCGACUACAGUCAUCACUGUCGUCCCGAGCCCAAGCGGAAGCAUUCUUACUGUGACAUCAACUGGAUCUACCACUGGCCUGUUCACCCAGACACCUAGCAGGCCUGGAGACCCCACGACGGUCGUCACAGUGGUCCCUAGCCCCUCUGGUGGCAUUACCACAAUCACAUCCACAGGGACCGGAACUGGCCUCAUUACCCAGACUCCCGGAAGACCUGGCGACCCGACUACAGUCAUUACUAUUAUCCCAAGUCCAAGUGGAAGCGUUGUUACUUUAACCUCCACGACUGGCUCAGUCACUGGCCUCCUCACUCAAACUCCCGGCCGACCCGGGGAUCCCACCACUGUCAUCACUCUCAUUCCGACCCCGAUUCCUCGUCUUACUCUCACGCAAACGGGGUCAACUACCGGUCUGACAACCUUGACUCCUGGCAGGCCCGGAGACCCGACAACCGUUCUGACCUUUGUGACCGGCCCUCCCUUCGUCACCGUCACCUCCACCGGUUCAUCUACAGGACUGAUCACCCAGACUCCUGGCAGACCAGGCGACCCGACUACGAUUGUGACAAUUGUGACUAGCCCAGUACCUAUCACUCUGACGUCCACGGCCAGCACCACUGGGUUGACCACUAUUCCGGGAGGUCCAGGAGGCCCCAACACUGUUGUCACUUUUGUAACUCCGCUCGUGCCGGUCACAAUCACUUCAAUCGGAAGCACUACCGGCUUGACUACUCUGCCUCCAGGUCCUAGCGGCGGUCCCUCGACUGUUGUCACCUUUGUGACUCCCCUCGUGCCGGUCACACUUACUUCGACUGGAAGCGUCACUGGCAUUACGACCUUUCCUCCAGGCCCCAGUGGAGGACCAAGCACGGUUGUCACUUUCGUGACCCCUCCUGCGCCUCUCGCGCCCGUCACUGUGACUUCGACCGGAAGCGUCACCGGUUUGACGACACUGCCUCCUGGUCCUAGCGGUGGCGCGUCAACUGUCGUCACUUUUGUCACUCCCAGUGCUCCGCUCCCGCCGGUGACUAUCGUGUCAACGGGGACCACUACCGGGCUGACGACUCUCCCUCCCGGCACGGCCGGCGGCCCUACUACAGUUAUCACUUUUGCCCUGCGUCAAGGCUUCAUCGUGACGCGCACUUCUACGGCUACCCAGACUGGAGUCACUACUAUUCUUCCCACGGAUCCUGGCGGAACUACUAGCGUCAUUACUUUUGUUCAGCCCCCUACAGGAUUUCUCACAACGCUCACGUCUUCGGCCACACGUACCGGCGUCACUACAAUCAUUCCAACCGAUCCGGCUGGAACCACGAGCGUUAUCACAUUUGUUCCCAUCACGGGCUUUUUAACCACCCUAACGUCAACGGGUACGCAGACUGGAGCUACUACUAUUGUUCCGACCGACCCAGCUGGAACCACGAGCGUUAUUACCUUCGUCCCUCCUAUCACGGGCUUCCUCACUACUCUAAAUUCCACGGGCACACAGACGGGAGCUACUACUAUUGUCCCCACCGACCCUGCUGGAACUACCAGUGUUAUCACUUUUGUCCCUCCAAUCACGGGCUUCCUCACAACUCUGACUUCGACGGCCACGCAAACAGGAGCCACUACGAUCAUUCCAACCGACCCGGCAGGAACCACAAGUGUCAUCACCUUCGUCCCUCCUAUUACGGGCUUCCUCACAACCCUGACAUUGACAGGCACACAGACGGGAGCCACCACAAUUAUUCCAACCGACCCGGCAGGAACGACGAGUGUCAUCACCUUCGUGACACCUAGCGCAACUAGCACCAUUAGCUCUACUAGCAGCAGCAGUUCGACCACAACCACAAUUGCCCCUGGGCCAACUUACAACUGCGACGCUGGUGGCUAUUUGAUACAGGGUACCACUCUCUACCGGUUGAAUCUUACCACCGGGGUUCAGACCACUGUCGGUACCAAUGUUGGGCCUGGUGGCAAUAUUAACGCUAUUGGGUACAAUGUCUUGGACAACUACAUUUAUGGCAUUGUCCCCGUGAACGGCGUGAACCGCAUUGUGCGCAUUGCAAGCAACGGUCAAGCGGUUCUCAUCGGUGGAGAUCUUCCGACUGGAAACUACAAUGUUGGCGAGAUUGAUACGCUCGGACGGUAUUAUAUCAGCAUAAGUGGCGGGGUUUGGGCACAAAUCGACAUGAACCCGAACUCGGCGACGUUCACACAAGUGGUUGCAACCGGCACCAGCACCAUCGCCAACGGAGUGUCUGACUGGGUUUAUGUACCUGGAGGCGGAGACUACCUGUACAGUAUCACAGGAGUCAAUGCCAACGGUCAAUUUUCAUUAGCCAGAUGGAGUCGAACGACUCACACGUGGUCAAUUGUACGGACGUACACGCGGAUCUCGGGUAACGAAACGUUUGGAGCGCUUUAUGCUUCGAGCGGCAACACGUUUUACGGCUCCGAAAACGUCAGUGGAAAUAUUUACAAUUUCGACAUCAACUCUGGUCAGCCGACUUUGGUCACUGAUGGUCCCGUUUCGUCUGUCAAUGAUGGAGCUCGUUGCGUGUAUGCGGCGGACCCUUCCAUCCUCAUCACCACGGGCGUUCUGACGACGGUGGUCUCCACGGGAACCCAGACUGGCUUAACCACCUUGCCUCAGACGAACCUGGCCGGCACAACGACUGUGAUCUCGUUUGUACCCCCGAUUACAGGCUUCAUCACCACAGUCGUAUCAACGGGAACCCAGACCGGCGUCACUACCUUGCCUCAGACGGAUCCGGCCGGCACGACCACUGUAGUAACUAUUGCAACAGCUCCUCCUAGCGUGUCAACCACAUCCACGAGCUCGACAGACGUGACAACUUCUAGUACAUCGUCUUCGACUUCCUGUGUGGUCUCUUUGACGAGCACAGUAUCAGGAGCCAGUCCCGCAGGUGCCACAGCCCAAGUGGCCGUGCCCGCCUGCGCCACUCUCAUGCAGUUCUCCGUUCUCGGCGGCGGCGGUGGUGGCGGCGGUGGUGGUGCCUCGAUCAAUGGCUCUAUCUCUGUUGUGCCGGGCCAAACUGUUCUCCUGGUCGCUGGCGGCGCGGGCACAAGAGUCGGUGCCGUUGGUGGUGCUGGUCAGAGUCAGUAUGGCAACGGUGGAUCUGCCUCCAAUAAUGGUGGUGGAGGUGGCGGCGCUUCCGCUCUCUAUCUUGAUCAGAACCUCCUUGUGGUCGCUGGCGGAGGUGGUGGUGGUACCAUCCCGGUCUCAAACAAUGGUCAAGGAGCUUUCACGUUGAACUACAACAGAGCUGGCGGUACCAGUAACGUCGGAGACAAGGGUACCUCUUACAAUAUCACGCUGGCAAGUACCGGUGCCGUAACAUCAACCUCCAACGGCGGAUCUCCCGGUUCUCAGAUUGCUCCCGGUGCUGGCGGUGUAUGGACCGGCUCGGGAACCUCGGCGAACGGAAAUGCCGGCAGCGGAUCUGUGGGUGCAAAUGGUAUCGCCGGCGCGGGCGGCUCUUUCAAUGAUGGUUCUGGCGCGGGCGGCGGCGGUUACCGCGGUGGAGGUAGUGGCGCCACUGGUUACUACGGAAUAGAUUCAACAGUCCAGCGUAUGCCAGCCGGUGGUGGCGGAGGUUCCAGCUUCGUGGACAGUACGAUUGUGGGCGCUUUGCAAAGCAUCGCUUCUUCUUCCACCCCCGGCAGGCUUGUCAUCUCCUUUGUCUAG